GAUAUAUUGAUCACUUCACCUUGAUAACGAUAAAUGGAAGAUAACUCCUCCACCAGCUGCUCACCCCCUCCCACAUUAACUUCGUCUACUUCAGCUGCUCCAACUUUCUCUCCGUCCUCCAUCUCCUCUCCUGUCUUUACCUCUUUGUUACGGACUGGAUGGGGUGGAGUCACGUCUCUGACGUAGGACAGCGUCUUAAAGGGACAUGAGACCAUAGCCUACCUACACACAUUUAAAAGCAACUUUGAUUUAUUUAAUUAUAUUUUGACAGUGAAAAUACAGAUAUGGGCAGAAUGACGUCCGUAAUUGUCGUAAAUUUCUGUAUCUGUAAAUUUUCGGUUUAUCGCCCAGCCCUCGUCUUCAGGAUGGUCCUCUGUGUGGCGGGCACGACCGGAGGAACCUUCUCUGUUUCAGGAUAAAAGCGUACAAAGUGGUGCCUCACAUUUGUGGUGCUGCUGAGAUACUUUUCUUUUCACUUUGCAAAUCUUGAAAAUCGUGUCGGUCUUGUCAGUCGUCUUGUUCGCUCUCUCAUAAAAACCAAAGUUCUUCCGCUCGGUUGCAGUCGACCCUGGUGGCGAGAGAAUCGGCCGCUCUUUGAAGGCUGCUGAAGCCGUUACCAUUUAGCACAGAAACUAACGUGCUCUGUUUGUUGUGGUUAAGGUUCCGUUUUAACGCAUCGAUGUUCAUUAAUGCCGAAUCAUCACAUGAAGCAUCGCGAUGCGCCGACACAUCGAUGAAUUUCACCCUCCUCUCGAUCAGACACAAACCUGCUUCAUGGCGUUCCAGUCAGCGCGUUUUCUUCGUACCUGUUCUUUGCCAGUGUGUUGUUGACCAGAUGGUCCUCGUAGCGCUGCCGGGCCAUGUUUCCUCCGAAGCCCAGAAACGUGGCGACGUAGACUCUGUAAACAUGCUGCGUAUGCUCCACGUCGCAGCCCAGAUUGAACUCGGCGAGGACGCUCUUCCCCGCCUCCUCCUGAAACACACAGAGACGUCACACUGCUGCAGACCAGGAGGAGUCGUCUAAAGGUCCUUUAGCAUUAAGGGACGAGAUGAACUAAGAUGUGUCCACAGGGGGGCGCCAUAACUGACCCAAACAGACACUUCCUCACACCUCAGACCGCACAGACUUUCACACUAACUCACUUCUUGUGGUGAACUGAAGGUGAUGACACCUGGAACUUCAUAUGCAAUCUGCAAGGAAGCCCCGCCCAUAUCCAUGAUGCCCACAGUGCGCCGCCUGCUGAUUGGCCGCUGGUUCAGAGAGCCUGUUGUUGCCUCGACGGUGAUGUCCUCUGGGAAACGUCACAGAAUAAUGAUCAAUUUUUAUACUUUGGAGACUUCCAGAGACAUCCAGAGACAGCGGCGGCAUUAAAGCGCCACACUCACCCUUGUCGGCAUGAUCGAAGCGGCCCAACACGAAGUUAAUGCCGAUCCAGGCGUACACUCCUUCAGGGUGAGGAGACAGAGAGCGGUUAGACACCACAGACAGAGUUACUCUGGUUAACUCUGACACACAUCUGUGCGCCUCCUUACCUUCCUGUUUCCCUGAGAUGACCUCGGCGUGUGAGCGCGAGAACAGGAAGUCAAACUCCAGAGGGACGUCAGUGAUCAGGUCCUCCAAGAUGUCCACCUGCUGACUGUGAUCCAGAACAGAGACCUGAUUUUAAAAACUCAAUAAUUAUAUGAGUUUGUGGACAUUAUAAACUUUUAAACCAAGAAACAAAUCUAUGAAGAAACACGAGAAGAUCUGAGUUAACAGACGUGUUUGUUUCUUUGGUUCGAAGCUCUUUUUCUCAUCUUCACUCGCUCCGUCCACUUCCUCUCUUUCACCAGCUUUUGGUGAGUUUAGAUCUGAAGAUUUUUCAUCUAUUAUCUACACACUUUGAAUAACAAUGAACCUAAAAGUAAUGGAUUGUGUUGUUUUCCUGCAAGAGUUUAAAAUCAGAAGAUGUCUCACGCCCACCUCUCGGGCAGCAGCCUCAUGCCGGCGGUGCAGAGGAUGUACAGCGGGGUCUCUUUGUGUUUGUUCUUCGGGAUGUGAGCGGCAGCAAAGCUGAGCAGAGGAUGGAGGUAGUCGCUGGCCUGAGUCGGCGUUUUUGCCAGAGUGGAGAUACCUGAGAGACGGAACAGACCGAAAACACACAUUUGGCAAAGUCGAACAACCAUAACUGUAAGAUCCUGCUGCAGAUAUCUGAGUCGACCCUCUGCAUUAAAACAUACGGGUUAUAGCUACAGCUGUUAUGAUCAGCUACGUUUACAUGGGUACAAAUAAUCUGAAUAAACGCCCGAUCAGAAUAAAAACGCGUCAUAUAAACAUGUCGAUCGGAAGAUUCUGAUCCAUUUCGGCGCAAUCAGAAAGAAAUUGUACUCCGAUCAGAGGGCUGGUUUAUGCCGAUCGUCCAUGUAAACCCUGAUUCUGAUCGUGACUCUCUAACCUGACUCCAUCUUCACUCUUUGUUUAUUGAACCAGUUCAGGAGGUUUCAUUAUUAACACUCAGGUGUCGUGUCUGCUCCUCUGAUAACAUAACGAGGUGUACAAACAGUGUACGGAGCAACAGAGCAACCUUUGACAGACAGUAAAAUAAGUACGCAAGGGCGCCAUCUAGUGACAGUACAGUCGUAAAUACAAUUCUUCUUCUUCUGUGGUUGUUUUAUCAAAAUCAGACAACUCUGAGCAUGUCCAAAUGUUUCUAAUCUGAAUAAACCUUGGUGCGUCAUGAUCGGAUUAUUCGACUUUGUUCCUGUAGAAACUGUUGAUUCAGAUUUUCUGAUCCCUCAGAUUUUUUAUCGGAUCAGGAAAUUUUGCCCACGUAAACAUAACUACUGAUGGACCUCAACGCUGACGUUAUAUUUGUAUUUGGCUUUUUAUGGGUUCAUUAAUCAUCAACAAACACGUUCACUGACUCAGAAACAUGUUUUUAAACUUGAGUUCACUGUUACAGUCCAGCUGGAGGUUACAUGGAAUAAAAGAACCUCACUGAUGUGUGCGAGUGUCUCUUUAACUCCUGCAGCAUGGAGAACGUUCCACCGUGAAGGUUGUGAUGUUAAGUCACAGGGUUCAAAGUGCGACGUGGCGUUAACGCAGCUCUCUAACCUGUCUCCAAUCUAAUCUGUCCUCCCUGCCUGAGAUUCACAGAGACUGAGCGUGACUUUUCUGCUGAUGUGACUCAUUUAUGAAGAAACCCUUACAGACGGUCUGGUUACUGUGUGUCUGCACCAGAAAACCCCAGAGAGAGAGAUUUUCAAACACGUAAACAAACAAAUUCAGGGAGCAGAUUUAGACUCUGAGGGCCAAGCUUGUUUGAUUAACUGUGAGCAGGACUUCUUCUGUGGUUAUAAUCCACCUCAGGAUAUCUACAACUUCACAACCUUUGACCUGAGAGGACGAACAAACCUGAUAGCUGCAUAAAAACAUCAAACAUCAACUCCUCCUCCUCACCUGGUUUGAUCUUCUUGACCACAGGUCUCCGGUCUUUGUCCUUCAUCUGUCUGAUGUCCAGCAGGGUGUGGGGGUUCCCGUUGUGGGGGGGCCAGUAGUAAACGAAGACCCGAGAACCGCUGCUGCCACAGUCCACCACAAUCCCAUAAUUCAGAGCGGGGUUGAGGAUGUCUGUGGCCUCCAUGGACUCGGCCAUAGAGAGGUACCUGCAGGAGAGCAGACAGGAAGUCUACUGUGAAGAGCGCCGUGACUUUAACGUAACGAGAGAAAAGGGGAGCCCAGUGAGAUUUAACGAGUUUUAUUUUAAUGAUUGGUUAAAUUGAAUAAAUAUAGAUACACUAAAACUACUCUUCAGUAGCAAACCAAACUCAGCUGUGUCUCCUCCGUCCUCCUGUCUGUCCUUGGACACUGAACACCAGCAGCUGCAGCCGGUCUCACAGAGAGAGUUCAGAUCUUUUUAAAACUGUCUGCUUUCCAUAAACAAACUCGAUAAGGUCUCAACAGCUGGCCGUGUUCACCGAGAGAUUUACGGAGUUUUUCAUCUUCAUGUCAUGAAAGGUGUCCGUGUUUUAUUAAAGGUCUUUAACGUGUCAACGUUUGAUUUAACGUGGAGAAAGUGGAGACUGUGUUUGAGGACUAAAAAGUUUUCUGGAUUCAAAUGAAAUCAUGUUUGUGAUUCUUUUACUGUCUGGUGAAAAAAGAUGCUUUUUGACAGACUGACGAAAGAGAGUUAGGGCUACAAGAAGAGAAAACAAAAAUUACAGGAGGGAGAUUUUUUUAAUUUCCAUUUUUAGAUUCAAGUCGCAAUUUUAAGUCAAAAUGAAAAAAAUUAUGUAAAAAAAAUCAAAAUUACGUGAAAGUCAAAAUUUUGACUUUAAUCUGAAAAUUAUUUUUUUUAAAUCUAAAAAUUUCGAGAUUUUGUAAUCUUAAAACUUCAAUUUAAUCUCGAAAUUUCAACUUUUUUGACAUAAUUUCAAUUUUUUUAAUCUCAAAAUAUCGACUUUAAUCUCUUCCUGUGAUUAGUUUUUUUUCUCUUCGUGUGGCCCGAAUCCUCUUUCGUACAGAGUGGACGCUCUUUUAAACUUAUUGUGCAGAAAUUUUUGUCUGUUUAGCUUUUAAAAAACACAGACCAGGGCGACACAGUGGUGUAGUGGUUAACACUGUCGCCUCACAGCAAGAAGGUUCUGGGUUCGAGUCAGGGUGUUUCUGUGUGGAGUUUGCAUGUUCUCCCUGUGUCUGCGUGGGUUUACUCCGGGUUCUCCGGUUUCCUCCCACAUCCCAAAAACUUGCAGUAGUGCGGUUAGGUUAACUGGCCACUCUCAAAUUACCCGUAGGUGUGAAUGUAAUUAUGGACGGUUGUUCGUCUCUCUAUGUCAGCCCUGAGAUGAACUGGCGACUUGUCCAGGGUGUCCCCUGCCUUCACCAGAAGAUGCUGAGAUAGGCUCCAGCAUCCCACCCCCCACCCCACGACCCCGGGAACGGGAAUAAGUGGUAGAAAAUGGAUGGAUGAAAAAUAUAGACCAUGAUAUUUAAGAGACGGACUGUAGAAUUGUGUGAACGGAUUAUCCGUUAACCUCGGAGGAAAAGGUCUGAUUCAAAGAUGGAGAAUUCGAGGGGCUUAAACUGCUAUUCAGUGUUUGAAAUAAGAAAAAGGGAUCGUUUUUUUCACCUUCGCAAGGUUCAAGAGCAACAUAAGCUAACAAUAAACGGCAUAAAAUUUGCGACGAUAUCAAAUUCCUGCGAAGAAACCCUGAACUUUUACAAAUUUAAUGUCUCAGAACAACAUUUCACGUCUGCUCAGCUUUUAAUUUAUCUGUUUAUUUUGGUCGCUGCUUCUUCACAUCAAACCUCAAUUUACUAUUUAUUUUAUAUUUUCAAAGCUCUUUUAUGUUACGCAGACUUUGUACUGUAGUUCUAUCUUAUCACUCACUUGUUCACAGUGAAGCCCUGCCGUCGCUGAGGGCCCCACAGCUGCUUCUGGUAGGUUACGAGGAGGAGGAAGGCGGAGGUGAUGAAGAGCAGCAGCAGCAGCAGCCUCUGUCUGGAGAGACAGCUUACAGACACCAGGGACACGUUGCAGUACCAGAAGGCUGGCAGACAGGAAAAACUGAUCCUGUGGAAAAAGGAUUAAGACUUUAACAACGACGACGAGGACGAGGAGGUGACGGGAGAGUUCGUCUCAUCAGGAGAGUCUCACAGAAAAGUUACCAAACACAAAUCAGGGCGAGUGAGUAAGAGCAUGACAGUAAAUACGACACAGAUUAUGACCUGCUACCAGCCUGUAUGGAAAAGGAGAAACAGACACAUUCACAACCAAGAGCAGCUGCAAGAGAAGUGGAAAAUGAGGAUAUUUCAUAGCAUGUUACAUGUUCGAGGACUUCCUCUGGUAUUAGAGGAAUGAAAGUUCCAGGAGGUCCUUUCCUGGUGUCGUAGUUUUGACACGGGUCUCAUUGCCACCUGAUUUCUCUUUAGUAUUGUUUCAAACUUCAACUCUCUGCCAUAACCCGAGCACAAAGCUCCCAAACUCCAGCCAAUCAGUGUCUUACCUUGCCAUAUGUCCACGUUGGAGAAGUUCACAGUGUCACAGUCGUCACCUCAUGGUGCCGGCAGUCUGAUCGGGGUCCUAGUCCGGGGCUGAGGGUUUUUCUCCUGCAGAAGGAGAGAAAAAUCAUAAUGCUGCAUAAAAACUCUCUGUACUGUUUGUGACAGAGUAUUCCAGAUUUAAGAGAACUUCCAAAAGACAGAAAUGAAACAGGUAACAGGUAAACUCUACAGACCCUGAAUUAUUGAGACUGUUAAUUUCUUUGGGGAGCAAAAUUUUCUUAAAAUGAAAGCAGACAGUUAGAUUUUCAGAUUCAUUAAACUCUUUUGUUGAUUGUUCUUCUGCAGCUACAGCUUCCCAGCCAUCUGGGUCCAUGUCGCCUGCCUUCAGGUCUCACUUGCAGACGUCCUUGUAGCGGAGAAGAGGCCUUCCCUUAGGUCUGGGACCGGUUUCAAGCUCCCCGUGAAAGCAUGUCUUUGGGAUUCUGCCGUCUUGCAUGCGGCUGACGUGGCCAAGCCAGCGUAAGUGCCUUUGAGUGAGAUACGGUCCUGCCAGGUGAUGCCAAGAAUCCUUCGUAGGCAGCGUAGAUGGAAGGAAUUGAGUCUACGUUCUUGGUGGGAGUAGAGGGUCCAUACAGCAGUGUACUGAGCACACAGGCUUGGAGCUCCUUCAUCUUGGUGUUGAUGGUCAGCAUGGAGUUGUCCCAGACCCUCUUUGCAAGACGAGCCAUCGAUGUUGCUGCCCUGCCGAUCCUUGUGUUCGGCUCAGCAUCCGAGGAGAGGUUUUUUGAGAUGGUGGAGCCGAGGUAGGUAAAGGCCUCCACCACCUCAAGGGUGUGGUCACCGAUGGAGAUGCAGGGGGUGCUGCAGAUGUCUUGGCCCAUGAUGUUGGUCUUGUUGGUUGAGCAGCGUCAUCUGGAAAGAGCAGCUCCCUGAUCAGAACUUUUCGUACUUUGGUCUUUGCUCUCAGACGUGCGAGGUUGAAGAGAUUUCCAUCGCUGCUGGUGUGGAAGUCUACGCCAUCAUCUGAUGGGCUGAAGGCGAACGACAGCAGCAAAGAGAAGAAUCUUCCAAAGAGUGUGGGAGCAAACACACACUCCUGUUUCACAGCACUCCUGAGUGUAAAUCAGGAGUGCUGUGAUCUGUAUCUGUAUUCAGUGUUCAGAUAAUAUCAUAAUUUAGUCAAACAUUAUCCAGAAUAAUAACCCAACAGCUUCUUACAUCAUAUAUUUACUUGGAACAAAAUGUACAACGACUCUAGCAGUCUAUUGUUAAUUAUUUCUAUAAUAAAUGUUAAAGUUUAAUUUUACAUUUCAGUAAAAUCCCAUAAAAAUAUGUGAUUUUAAAAACAGGCCAUUAAAGGAGAGUAGGAGGUUUAUCUCUCUGUUAUAUAAGAUCAAACUCCUCCAUUGAAGCAGACUCGUUUGAGGACAGAAUUAAAACAAAUCUUUAGAAAUAUAAAAUAUUAAUCUCUUCAGUAUUAAAUCUGUUUAUUGUUGAUGUUCGCAGCUGCUCCGUUAUUAACCGGUUAACUGCCCGUUAUUACCGCUAACAUUAGAGGAUCCAUAUGCUGCUAAUUCCUCAUAUAAACUCACCUAAAGAUGUUUCUUCACCGCCAUGACACAGUCCGGCAGAGAAAUCCGCGGUCCCUUCGACGGAAAUGUUGAUGAAAUGAUCUUUACUCUCACUUUGGUCACCGGGAAGAGAAGAUUUACCGAGAGGACGGAGAAGAAGCGAACAAUCCAACACACUUCCGCCCGAACUGGAGCGUGAUUACGUCAUGAAUACGUAAAGGAGCCACGUCAGCUGCGUUCAGGGGCUGUAGGAAUAAUGAGAAAGGCCAACAAAGUGGAGAUGAGAAACUGAAAAAAUCAUUUAAAGACUUUUUUAAUAGUGAGAUUAAAAUCCCGAGGGGAAUAAAGAUAGAAUUGACGACUAUAAAGCUUUAAGAUAUUUUUCAGUUCAAUGAAGAAAAGUGAAAUGUCAAGAAAAGUAAUUCUAAAAAAAAAAAGAUUUAAAAUGUUUAACAUUAAAAAUCAUCAGUCCUAUUUUUGUCAUGUGUAAAAAGAAUAAUAAACUUUAAUAAUAAUAAACUUUGAUAAUAAGCAAGUGCCAAUAUUGCCGAUGUUAGUGCUGCUGUGUUGAUUAUUAUAUCCUGAACCUGUGCAAUACAUGUCCAUAUACAUACAGAAAAAUAUACAUUUAUAUAUAUUCAAACACACACAUAUAUUUAUUUUUGAUAUUUAUUUUUGGUAUUUAUCUUUCUAUUUUAUUCUUAUACAUAUGUUUUUAUUUUACUGUUCUGUAGAAUUCUCGUCUUGUACAUCAAAAAGUACAAAGUUUCAAAAACAUUCAAAAAACUUGAAGGACAAGCUAAGACAAGUUUUUAUGGGAUCUUUGACAGAUUUGUAAAACUCUUUUCCUUGAUAAUGUCGAUAACAGAUAUAUUUAUGAGACUAAACUGACGUGAGUAACACAACCAGUCAGUAAACUGCUUAUCUAAGAAUUCACUACAAUCCAAGAGGAGUGGCCGCAAGUCUAGUCUAAGUUCACAUUAAAACACUGAGCUGACUCAUCUUAUGUAACACCUUCACCCUCUCAUUUCCAGGUGUUCAUGAACCUCACAUUCACAUUGGCUAAAAGAAAGCUGGUUAAAAUAGUUAUCAAUCCAUUUACUUAAAUGACAAACAAAUGGCGACUAAACCAACCAAAAGUUUGAUAAUAAAGUGUUUUGUCCUCAGUCUGCAGACAACACUUGCGCCAACUGGUGCUGCCUUUAAAAGAUCUCAGGGGAGUGUCCACAGCGCCCCCUAGUGAUAACAAACCAAAGCAAGAAAAAGACUCCAACAGAUGUCUGAGUUAAGUUGAAUCAAACCACUAGAAAUACAACAUAACUUAACCCUUUAAUGCCUUUUGUGUCAUAUUUGAUACGUAGUUUUAUAAAAUUCUAUCAAAUCAAUGUGAUCAACAGUCCGAUAAAUAAUAAAAAUGUCUUCUAGUAGUUUAUCAGUUUCCAAAAACUGAAGACCUUCCUUUUUAGUCUGGCUUUUAGUUAAAUUUUGUUUUAAUCUUUUAAUUUGCAUUAUGUGGUUUUACCCUAUUUUAGUUGUAGAGUAACAAUUUUGUGUUUUAUUACCCCUUUUUGUAUUUACUUUCUUUUAUUGUUUGAUUUUAAGACUGUUUUAUUUAAUUAAGUUUUCACGUUUUAUGACCUUUGUUAUAUUUUAUCACAGUUUUAUCGUUUUACUCCUAGAUCCAGUGUUUCCUCAUUUCUUUUAACUCAAGAUAACGUUUCCUCAGUUAUCUGUAGAAAGCUGAAGAGUCCUCGCCUGUGUGUCUUUUGCGUGUGCAUUUUUGUGUGUGUGUAUCUGUGUGUGUGAAAGCUGUAUGUGUUGAAGGGUGAGGUUUGGUAUUUGUAUUUUUAUUUAUUUUAUUCCAUAGUUUUUAAUCUGAUCUAAUGUAUCAAACUAGAUAAAUACAUAUAUUUGUUAAAUUUAAAGCAAAUUUUGAUUUUGUUGGUUUUCAGUCGUAAGUGAAAUAAACAUUUCAGCUCCAAAAAAAUUGGAAUUUUCAGGUCAUAAUCUGUGGUUUCAGGUAUUAAAGGGUUACAUAAAAAAAAAGUUUUUUUUUUAUUUUUUGUUUUACAAUUUUUGAACCAAUUUUUUCAUUUAAAAAUCUUUUUUUUUUUUUUUUCUAAUUUAGGAACAAAUCUUAAAAACUGACUUUAGGUCCUUUCACACCAGGGCCGACAUGAAUAUAGAAUGCAAAAUUACGAAAUAUUCAGAGGCCUCUAAUUGGCUAGAAAAGCUGGAAACGUCAUCACAAACUCAAGCCCCAGUCAGCACUUAUAGCCAAUCAGAGGCGAGAGGAUCAGUACAUGAAACUAUGGUAACAACCUUUAGCUUACGUUAGCACUGAUGAAAGUUAAAAUAAAGACGUUUAUCAAACUGUUAAAGCUCACAAACCAUCAUCAUAUGAGAAAUCUGACGCUAUGACUCUCCACAAGUUUUCCUUCAGGUCGUUAACUUUGUAAUAUUGAACGCUUGUAUUGAUAGGAUAUGGGUUCUAAAAAAAUAUUAAGGUCCGAAAUAAUCGCUCAACAUAAACGGUCCCAGUUUGAAAGGACCUUGAAAAUCGUGAAAUCGUAGAAUCGCACUUUCAAUCAAAUCGGCAUCCAAAAAAAUCGUAGAAGAAUCAGAUCUAGAGAAAAGCAUAUCGCCCCAGCCCUAAUGAAUAUAAUUUCUGUUUAAAUUUGUAUAUAUUUUUUAAUGUUGUAAUAUUUAAACAUUAUUCAGACAGAGGUCCCCAGAAAGCUUUUACACUUUUUUUCCUGUUACACAACUCUUAAUUUUUUUUCCUCUCUUUUUAAAUAAGUGAAUGUGAAGGCCUGUGUGUGAGUUUGGUUUUGAUUAAACAAAUUAUGUAAUAGCAAACACGCAAACUUUUUACGAACUUUUAUUUCCGUACUUACUUCAGGAAUUUAACAGCUAGAACAACACUUACAUAUCUUCUCGUAUAUAAUUAGACAAGGAUGUGGAUUUGGGGAUAUUAACUCUGUGUUUUAACUCCAUGUAUUUAAACCCUAAAUGACUCAGUUUGGUGGCAUGUCUUCCAUGUCCUCGGCCUGGCAGCACCACUUCCCGAAAGUCCAUGUGACUCUCCAAUGUUACGAAAUCGUUACCGCCCCCUGAGGCUGUAACUCCGCCUAUUUAAUUUCCCCGCCUUCUUUGCUGGAAAAAAUUGACCAAUUAAAAACAAGAGUGUGGAUUGACAGCUAGCUUGUCAAAUCAGGUCAUGUGUUUGUCGUGAGUCAUUGGCAAACCCACCGAAGCCUGGAGUCGCCACAGCUGCUUGUAACCCGCCAACAGACGCUCGUACCGGCGGGGACGGUUACACAAACAGUCGGGCUGCUCGGUUCCUUUCAGCACUCUUCACGGGACUUUAGAUCUUCUUCUCUGAAUGGAAGCGGACGGAUUCGUGUCCCGGCGAUCGUCCAUGGAUGCAUCAGGCUUGGACAGCCAGGUCACAAGCGCUGCAGCCGGGGCAGAGUUCCGAUGGCGGGGCGGCAGGCUCCUGGACCCCAACCUAACCGGAGGGGUCGUGGGGUAUCUCUCAUCGAGGAAAGCGGAGGAACACGACUUUACCCCGGUGUAUCGACCCCCCACGGACACUCUGACCUCUGUGGAGACAGAAAUAGACUAUGAAGGGCUUCCACAGGGAGUAGCCACCAGUACACACAUGCUGGCAGGAGCCGUGGCUGGAAUCAUGGAGCACUGCCUCAUGUACCCCAUCGACUGUGUCAAGGUAUCAGAAGAGAAAACAUUCACAUUUUACAUCUUUAUUUGUCUGUUUGUGUCUCUAAAUCACGAGAAGGACAGACGCAAGUUGCGUAAACUAAGUGAGCGUAGGUAGGCCCGAACAGAAGCCUGAGCUCGAGUAGUGUUCGGCAACAAGCUAACUUCGCUAACAGCGGUAACCUUGCUAACAGAGGUCAGUUAACUAACGAAACAGCGUUUUAACAGGAAAUAACUCAAUGAAAGUUUGAUAAAAACCACGAUAGUUGUCCAAAUUGAGUGCAGUUUUCAUAAAAGUAAAGUUUUUAACAGAUAAACAUGGUCUGACAGAGGUUUCUCCUCUACCUGAGCUGCUUACCUCAGACACGGUUCAAGCUGUAGUAGCCCGUCCUUGUUAGCAUGCUUCAAUUAUCGGACACCUCUCAGAAUCCCAAUCAAAAGGUAAAUAAUUGAUUAAAUUAAGCGAUAAAUAGCUAAAUGAGUAAAACAAGUAAAAUAAAGAUGGAAUAUACAAGUAUGUACAAUAUUCAAUACAAAUAAUACAAUAGUGUGCAUAUAAACAGUAGGAAAAGUCCAGGUAAAGACUGACUGAGGGUGUUAGAGUGUCAGUGCUCUUUAUUUCAGCUUAUAACUCUAAAUAGACACUUUUAACUUAGUUGUAUAAACACCAGCCAUAAUAUGAACACUUUGUCAGUGAACCACUCAUUCUUGGAAGAAAGCUUCAAUAGUAUUAGUCUUAUUUACUGUUAAUUAUUUAGGACAUUGUCAGGUGUUUUACUAGAGUGUGUGAUAUAGAUAGGUGUUUCUAAUGUUUUGUCCACUUCAUUUGUGAAUAUCAGGGGAGAACAAAAUGUUUGAAACACCGGCCAGUAAAAACUCUCUGUUCCUGUUAAUUUUUAGCUCCAUCCAGUCUACUCUGUCAUAAGGAUAAGUGGUCAUAAAAUAAUAAUUUUAAACAUUUUUAAACAACUUUUCAUGACUCAUAUCUCUUAAACAACUUCAGCCCUGACCAUUAAAAAAAUUAUAAAUAUGAAAUUCGAUGCAUUUCCCUUUUUAUGCCAGUUUUUGUGCAAAAUGUUACUGUUAUUUUUAAUGGUAAAAAAACACAGAAUCACCAUAUUUCCCAUAUAAAAUGACCUGGAUAAUUUUUUUUAAUUAAAAGAGUCAAUAGUAAAAUCGAUUUUGGUGCCUUUAAAUUCUUUUUGUAGUGAUAAUUUCUGUAUUUUAGCUCCAUCCAUCCUACUUUGUCCCCAAAGUAUUCAUAAAAUAAUUAUUUUUUAACUUUUUUGACUCUAUUUCCUCACUAGCAACCACUGAAACUUAUAGGAUUAUUUUAAACAACAGUCGUGAGCUGUUUACCAUGCCAACAGAAGAAGAAAGGCUCAUAGGAGAAACAUAAGCUCAGUGAAAGGAUAUGAGGUUGAAUUGCAUCGUUUCCUGUUUACUGUUAAUUCUAAAAAAACAUCCAGAGAUUCUCAGUAAGUUCCAACUUUUUCAGGACUUUCUUGAACUUUACAAACUUGUUCUGCUAAUUCAACUGUGUCUGACCAUGACCUGUGCACUUAUCAAGAAAAGAGAGUAUUUGUCAACAGUCCAAGGUCAAAACAAACAUGCUAAGGAUAUUAAAUAAAGUGACUUUAUUAUAUUCGAGGCCAGUUUGCAUUAUAAACCACCCCAGCUAUAGCUAUACUUGAUUUCAUUAGAGGAAAGUGUUUCAGGGGGUCAUAAUGACAGGAUUUUAUGAAGAAAUCUCUAACAGGCUGUAGAUGAUUAACACAAACAGGCUUUAAAUCAAUAGACCAACGGUCGACAGUCUUUCUAGUUGCUUGUAUUUGCAGCUAUAAAGCAGUGAAAGUUCUGCCGCUGGAUCAUUUGAUUAUCAAGCUCUGAUAUAAGAGCCUAUUAGGUUAAAAGUCACCAGCCUCUUUAUGAAUGUUGGACAGAUUAAUCAUUUAUUCUUUUAAUCCAAGCUGGCCUCAAUUACAGGAGUGGUGUAAACUCUGCGGCAGUCUUUCAUUCACGAACUCUGGGAUGAGCCUCGUUACGUAAUCCAGCAGCUCUGUUUGUCCUGACGUGUCUCUGAAACCAAUCUCUUAAAAAGUGAACCUAAAGCUGAGUUUAAUAGUUCCACAUUCGUUCAGUCUGAGCAGAUAGACACACCAGUUCUGUUUAAUAUCUAAGACACUGUGGUCCAGACUAAGAGCCUCACAUUUAGAAACAACUUUCAGCUCCGCGGUGCAAAGAAUAGAAACAGAGAUCUGUAGAUGACGGUGAAGACGGAAACCUCCCUAAGAUAAGCACAGUGUUUGAUUUAAGGUUUGAGAUUGUGACAUACAGAAGAUUCCUGAUACUAAAUGAAGAAGUAUGUCCUAAGAUGACUCAACUUCUCCUUAGUCUGACUGGUUCCAACUUUGAAAACGUUAUACCCUCUAGCAUGUUCACCUCACUGAAAUCACUGAAACCUGCACCCUGACAUUCUGGGAUACUGGUUCUGUUGAUCUGGUUUUUAUGAGCAGAUAAAGCUCGUCGGCUCUCUGUAGCGUCUCUGGUAAAUCAAACGAAGCUUUUGUUUAGAGCGAAUUCCUCCAUGAUUAGCUCUUCCAGCUCGCCGCAUAUUUGAGCCAAAAAAGCCUCCGAGCCGUUUGACCCUGUGGUUCACGGGAUCUGAUUUUAUUGCGAUUCAGAGUUACUCAGCAGAUUUGUGUUUGUAGGUACAAGAUAAGGCUUUAUUCAGUUUCUAAACACUUUAUCGGAAAGGCUUGAACAUGAAGUACCGGGCAGGAUUUAACAGCUUCCUUGAAUUCAAGUUUUAUUACACUUUUGUGGUUUCAAGGUGGGAAAAUCCAUGAAAAAGGGAUUUAUCAGGCUUCAGUGUUAUUGAAACAGCGUACCUGAAUUAAACGAGGUUAAAAAAGCUGCACAAAUGAAACGACUCGUCUGAAUUUAAAAUGUUUAUUUCUUAAGUUAUUGGACUCAUUUGUUGUGUCCUCUCGGUAUGUUUGAGAGGAACCAGGAACAGGAAGAGCAUUUCUCAUUUUUGUAGACUAAAGAUCUUGAAGCACAAGGAAGUCAUUUUAGUUUCUUUGCAGUCAUUUUAUUUUAAGACAGUUUCCCCCAAUCCAAACAAUCGAUUUUCAUAAUCCUAACUUCCUGUUACCGUCACAGCGGGCUGAAGAACGUCAGUCUUUUCUCAGGUUGUUUCCUCAUUUCUCUGACGUCUUUGGGGGAGCGGGUAAAUAUCUGCUCCACCUUGUCAUGAAACACAGGUUUAGUUCACUCCUGAACCACUUCAGGUAAUAGACUGGACCGCCUAAAGCAGGAUAUGGUAAAAGUCAGUGCUGGGAAGCUGAAAGACCAGACUGUCCUGUGACGGAUUUUAUCUUUUUAAGGUCUGAGUUUAAUCCUCAUUUAGUUGAUAGACAUUACAAGACGGCAAUAAACCGUAUAUUAACCAUGGACUGGUUAAUAUAUGAAACAUUCUUCUUUUAUUGAAGGAAACAAACUUCUUUCCCAGCGUAAAACCUCAGUGAGUUUAGGGUAACAGAUUUGAUGGUGGUGCCUGUUGGUCAGGAGUUCGUUUCCUUAAAGGGAGGAGUUCCUGUAACCGUUUUAUAACACUUCAUUAACAAAACACAAUGUUCUGUACAGAAGCUCUUAUUUACAAGAAAGAAUUGAGUGGAUAUCUUGAUUUAUUUCCUCAUUUUCUCAGAAUACCCGAACAUGUUUUGUUAAUACCACACUUACCUCAUGAGUCACAGUCGCCUUUUGAAGCUAUUUAUAGUGUUUAUAGUUGAAUCUCAGACGAGGACACAGGUUAUUUGCUUAGCUGUCUUUAAUGGCGUCAACUUUCCCUCGUACUCUACUGUGGUGAUUGAACAAAUGCCCGUUCAUUAAGCCGGUGACAAGUGAUCAUGUUUUUUACAUUUGGUAAAAAUUAACAAACUGAUUUAACUCACAGAUAAGAGACAAAGUCGUGAACCUUAAAUGAGGAUAUUAUUGAAGAAAUGUAGACAGAGGAGGAAAGUAUUUGGCUCAGUAAGAAGUUGUUCCAAGAGAGUUUUGGUUUUGGAUCUGUGAUAAUUAAAAUAAAAGAUUAAUACUCGAGAUGGGGGUCUUUUAAUUAGUGUAGGAUUUUCAGAAUAUAAGAAACAAUCAUGUUUGAGCUUUUUGAGUCUCUCAGGUCCCACAAAGAAGAGUUCCACAUGUGGAUUAAAUAGACGGCUCAGUAAUAGAGGGAAGAGUUCUGGGGAUCAGGAUCGAAAAACCACGGCUGAACAUGUGAAGAGUGUAGCUUAUUUUAUAAAUGUAGAGGUGAAGUGAAAAUAACUUAAUGACGAAGAAUAUAACCACUGUGUAUCAAAUCAAGAUAAAAUGUGGAGCCUCUAACCGUCUGCAGCUUAAAUAAACUUCAGUAUUGAUCCAAACAGCCCUAGGUUGAAUACUUCCCACCAAUAAACGACCAAAAUCAACUUUGAUUGAUAGAAAUCUUUGACUACAUCUCCCAGAGCAAAAGAAGUGCUGUCCUAAAAACACAUGAGUUGACAUAUUUCCCGUUAAACUUUGUCGUUUUUAACUUUUUCAUGUGUGUUUUCUAACAAAGCUGUCAGAUGGCGUCGGUCUCGUUCAUGUUCAGGUCUUUACUGCUGGACUUUCCCCAGAGUCCAAAAAAGGUUCAUGUUGGGAAACACACUCUGACCAUAUUUGAACCUGUCGACUUGUGACUGUAGUGUAUUUAAUUUCAUUUGCCUUCCAAAGCAGGAUCAAAUAUCCACUCGAGGUUACGUCAUGGAUAAAAAAGAACUAUUUGGUUUUUUCAAGACAGCUUGAUCUGGUUUAGAUGGUUGAUUGGACUUGGUUCAGUCUUUGCAAAAAUAAACCCCUCUGGACCUGAAGCCACCGUGGAUGACUGAGCACAUUCCUAGAGAGUGACCAUUUCCAAACUGUGGAAACGUCUGCAGACGCCACCUCAGUUUAGCAGCUCCCUCCUCCUCCUCUGCUGGGGAAAUUCACUUAUUGCACGACAGGAGGAGUUCGAAGAUUGUUCCACUCUGGUCAGGACCUUUUUUUCAAGGCGUUGGUUUUCAGUCGGGUUAUGAAACCACUCUCCUGCUUUUCUGAGCAGUGUCUGUGGUUAAAAAUCUGCACCACUUCCUGCCGCUGCUGCGUACACUCGGUCCACAUCUGUGGUUUUAUUGUGAAGAGAGUGAACGUCUGAGUGUGAAGUCGGGGCGGAGUCGUUAACACUUGACACGACUACAGACUGGAAGUGGUGUGAUGUUUUCAUGUGGUCAAAGUGAGACGCAGACGAAGCUGCAGAGGAACCGAUAACCACAGUGUGUGAUGUUUUUAUGAGGUUGUGAUGCUGCUUCACCACAUGGUUAUGUAAACCUUCCUGUCUUCCAGACCAAAAGCUCUGGUUAGAGAUGAACUAGACCAGAGGUUGGAGCCGUGUUGACUGUAAAGAUAUGUUUAAAUUUAAUAUGUUUAAAACACAAACACCUUAAACCAAGUGGAGUUUAGUAAACUAGACUCAGCCAGCGUGUGAACCUGCGUACACUCAGUCAGAGGUCACAGCAGAGGUGAAGUGAAUCGAGUGAAACUUUUUGUGUUUUCUCAUAUUUUAAUGUCUGUCUCUUCCUGUUCCUCCUUCCACCCCAGACCCGGAUGCAGAGCCUGCACCCACAGCCCGGAGCCCGCUACAGGAACGUGAUGGACGCCUUGCAGCAGAUUGUGCGGACUGAGGGUGUGUGGCGGCCAAUCAGAGGUGUGAAUGUGUUGGCGGUGGGGGCGGGGCCUGCCCACGCUCUGUACUUCGCCUGCUACGAGAAGAUCAAGUUUUCACUCAGUGACGCCAUCCACCCGGGGGCUAACAGCCACUUUGCAAACGGUGAGGUGACACCAGCUGACAAAUCAGGACUUAUUUCUUUCUCACAGAAUAAUCUCUGACCCUGAAACGUCUUCUGUCUUCUGCAGGAGUGGCGGGCUGUAUGGCCACCGUGCUGCAUGACGCCGUUAUGAACCCGGCUGAAGGUAAACAUCUUCAUCUGACUCAUGAGGACUUUUAUUAAACUCCCCUCUGUUUUGGUGCUAUUCUACCUGAGCACCACUAGGUGGAGCCACAGACCAGGGUCUGAGCUGAUAGAGAGAGAGCUCUAAGGUUGUGUCAGAGAUCAGCCACCAUACAGUCCACCAUAGAGGGAUUAAGACGAUCAGUAAAGCUGUCUGGAUUAUAUAUGAACCCCUUAUGGUGUCAUUUGACCUGAUCAUAAAGCCUUUAUUAUUGUAGAUUAAGAAGUAAUUAACUGUAUUAUUGUUUCUGUAUGAUAAUGACAGACAGAGACCAAGGUUAUAAUAGUUAACUAAAAUGAAACUAAAAGCAAAAACUAGAAUUUAAAAUAUAUUACAGUUAACUCAAACUAAUAAAAACUAGAAAAGAAAAGAAACGAUAAGUAAACUAAAACUGUGUCUCGUCUUCACAAAACUAACUGAAACUAACUAAAAUUAUAGACAAAGUGACCUUCAUUAUCGUUAUUUAUAUUUAUUAGCCUUUAGGAUUUAAAGUAAUCAGACACAGUUUCCCAACCAAAGCAAAAUGGAUCCGAAACAGAGAAGAAAACACUGAAGUUUUUCUCUGCAGGCAGCAAAUAAACCGACAUAAACAUAAUCCUGAAACCAGGGAAGCUCGUCAGACUCAAGACCGAGACGGAGACAGAAACCAGGAAGAGACCACCUGUCUUUAUUCAUAUUAAUGACAUUGAUAUUAGUUGUCUCUGAUUUUGUUUUAUCAUUAUAUCUCUUCACAUUUAUUGGUUCAACAGAAAAUUCAGUUUUUAUCGGCAUCCAGGAAAUUCCCGUACUCCUCCUCCUUCAUAUGACGCCUCCAUCAAUGAUCAAUAAUCCAGACUCUCUACUCUUAAAGUCCCACUCUGAUCUUUAAGUGUUCUCAGUGGUCUUUAAAUUAUGAUUAUGAAGUUUUUUAGUCAAAGUCACGUUACCUGUGUCAUUUUUAAGGGCUUCUCUUCUUCAGAGCUCCAUCAGCUCAUUAGCAAUUAGCCUCUGAGUCGUGGGCGGAGACUGCACUGCUCACGCUAGCUGUUAGCAGACCAUUGCCGAUGUAAUGAAAGUGGCAGGUAACAUAGGAGCUCCCAGCUCUCAGACACUAAUGUCUUUGGGAGCAUCAAAGUAAAAAUCAUAAUCAGCUUUCUUACGAGCAUUUCAAUCUGCUCACAAACUCUUGACUUCUCCGAGUCUGGCCUGCGUAGCGAGGAACAGGUGGGCGGAGCUUGGACUUGUGAUGUAAGAAAUCUCACCGUGUCUGAACCUGCAGAAAUACUCGGAAAAGCAGUUUUGUGUUUAGUUUUCUCCUGAUAUGUCCUGUAGCAUCAGAAAAAUGAACAACAAGAUAAAGAUGAUUUAGAUCAGAGGGUCUUGAACGUCUGAAGGGUCUGACUCACAUGAAGAACUGAUGUCCCCAGACAUGUUUAUGUCCUUUCACUUCCUAACAAACUAGGCCUGAACGAUAUAUCGUUUGACUAUCGUCAUCGCGAUGUACGUGUGUGCGAUAGUCACAUCGCAGAGCCUGCGAUAUUGGAGGUGAAUGAACUCAUUUAAUUUCAAGGGUAACCGACUGAGAUACACUCCAUGUGACUCUGCAUGUGCUGUGCAGCGAUCCACCAAUCGCCUUCGUCCUUAACUCAGUUGCCAAUCAGACUCACUUCUCAGUUGCCAAUCAGACUACCCUGCCAGCUGUCAAUCAAAAUCAGGGAGGAGAAAACCCACCCCUGCACAUGUUCUGCACAUGGAGGGAGACGUGUGUCCGCUGAGAAUUACUUUCAGAACUUUACUGACUAUUAAGCCCAACAAAUAAGAACUGUAUGGGUUUUAAAUUGUAUAUUUCCGUGGACCACUCUACUAUAAGCAGUGCGCGUUUUGCGAGGUGCAUGCAAUUCUCGGAGGACAUGCGUUUCUCGGCACAACACCGCUAACAACAACAACAACGAUCGCAAAAUGAACAACGAACAAGCGAAAACCACCGAAAAUGAAGAUUUGUUGCCAAAAAGAAAAGGAAAGUCAGUUAUCUGGAAUUAUUUCGGUUAAAAGAAGGAUAAUGUCGACCAAAACACGUCUUCUGUGUUCACCUGUUGCCACAAUAACGUCCCAGCACAAUAAAAGCUAAAAAUAUCUCUGAGACAGACAGAAGCCGUUCUACUAACAUUCACAAAAAGAGGUAAGAUCAGUGCAGAUUAACUGUCCUCAAGAUUUCAGCAGUGCAGCAUAACAUUAAGUGAUAUUCAGGUCAUCUGGUGAAAAUACUGUAUUUUUAAUAUCGCAAUAUAUAUCGCAGGGUUGAAAAAAUCGCAAUAUUAUUUUUUUCCAAUAUCGUGCAGCCUUAGUACAAACCAGAGCAGCAGGAUCACGUUCAGCUCUGGUUUCUGUUUGUCGUGUUUGACUCGACUCUCCUCCUCGGCGUCCUUUCUUAAACUCCGUCCUGAUGGUUUUCUCUCCACAGUUGUGAAACAGCGGAUGCAGAUGUUCAACUCUCCGUACCGAGGCGUUCUGGACUGUAUGGGAUCGUUGCUGAAGCAGGAAGGUCCCGCUGCUUUCUACCGCAGCUACACCACCCAGCUGACCAUGAACGUGCCCUUCCAGGCGCUCCACUUCAUGACCUACGAGUACCUCCAGGAGCUGCUCAACCCCCACAGACAGUACAACCCCACAUCUCACGUGGUGUCAGGCGCCUUAGCUGGAGCCGUGGCUGCCGCCGCCACCACACCUCUCGACGUCUGCAAGACCCUCCUCAACACGCAGGAGGCUCAGGCCAUACACGUGAUCCAAGCGGAGACAGCGACAGGAGCGGUGGGAGCGGCCGCAGCCUCGGGCCCCGGCAGCCGCCACAUAUCCGGUCUGGGCGAGGCGUUUAGGACUGUGUACAGGAUGGGAGGCCCGCAGGCGUUCUUCAAAGGCGUCCAGGCUCGCAUCAUCUACCAGAUGCCCUCCACCGCCAUCAGCUGGUCUGUCUACGAGUUCUUCAAGUACAUCAUCACGAAGCGGCAGCAUGAGAGACGGCUGCGGGGAGACCGUGACGGAGACAAGUGAAAGUCCAUGAGAGCGAAGUUUGGUGAAUUAAAGGGUCACUGCGCCGCACUGAUCUUUGACAACAGUAUUUAAGGGUUUGAAAAAACAGCCGUUUUAGAUUCUGGAAGGAAAAGUCCAAGUUUAAUGUUUACUUCAAUCAGUUCAACCAGGUGUGGUCUAGUUCAUAGCAGGGGAAGAUGCAGAAGACAGCAUGAGAUGAAUAUCUUAUUAUAAGACUAACCAGACUGGGACAUCACCAACAGGAAGUCUUGAUUCCUAAACUCUCCUCCUAACAUCUUCAUGUUUAUUCUUUAAUUCAUUUAAAACUCCUAAAGCUUUCAAAAAGCAAAUUAUUUAUUAAUGAUGAACUCAGUUGAGAUGAAUUCUCCUCCCCUCCGGCAGCCGCAGGGCAGUUUCUUGGAUUGGAGGUUUUUGGACACUGAUUUGGACUCUGGAGGCUCAACGCUCAGACUUGGAGCUUUUCUUUAAAGGUGUUUAAACGUCUUUGACAGGAAACCUGAAGGCUUGAGUCGGCACUUUAACCUCACAGUUUCAGCCCAGCUUCUUUUACCAAAACGAAAACACUUCCCUGUCCAAAUACUCUGAUCGUAGCUGUCUAUGAUGCACUUCUAGGAAGUACCACCUCCUGACCACAAGGGGGUGCACAUCUCAGCUGAAAGUUACAGAAACUGUCGUAUCGCAUUAGCUUAAAAGCUCAUAAACACGGAGGAAGAGAAACGCCGAGAGAAACUAGAGAAAAACUAUUACAGUCAUUUAUUUUCAAUAGAUUUAAGCAGUUUAGGAUCAACAACGCUCAAGGCAGUGAGUGGAGCAGGUGCACGAGUGUGUCUGUGUGUAUCUGUGUGCAUGUGUGUGUAUGUGUGUGUGUGUUACAGUGACUGGAUGACUGACCAAACUGAUCUCAGCACAGCCAAAAGUCCAGAAAACCCCGCCCACCAGCGUGUGCGUCAUGGAUCCGGUUUGAGCAGGUAUGAGCUGCUGUCGCACGGAUGUCGCUGCGUAUCUUCACGUGUCGAGGUGACUCAGAGAGUUUUUCUUUGUGACAUGGAUUUCUGCGAUAAAGACCCUCAUGAUGAAGUCAGGAUAUUUAUUUCAUGGAUUGUGAUUCUUUCCUUCUUUAGCUCCUGCGUGAGAAACAGACAGAGUCCAUGUUCAAAGACAAACAGAACAGCUGUCCUCGUUGUGGGGCAGGUGUGGCGCACAGGUGGAGGUGGGUGGUGUUUUUUUGGAGAUGUAGUUAAACACGUUAAUUCUGGUGGUUCAGAAUCAUCAAACUUUAGCCUUUAAGACAACACUUCUGUCCAUGCAGGACUAAACGCCGCAGACUGUUUCUAUUUUGAGCCGUUUGAUUGGCUCUCAGACCGAUCCUGACGGACUUUUGAAAACUCUAGGGCUGGGCGAUACGGCCUCAAAUCAAUAUCACGAUAAAUAGAUGAUUACUACUCGUAGGACAGCGACUUAAAGGGACAUGAGACCAUAGCCUACAAACACACAUCCAGAAACCACUUUGAUUUAUUUUUUAACAGAUAAGAGCAAAAUGACAUCGUUAUCGUGGUAAAUUUCAGAAUCUGUAAAUUUUGGUUUAUCGCCCAGCCCUAGAAGACGCCUCAUUAAAAAGUGUAGCACAUUAAAAUAAAAGUAGUGUUCAUAAAAGAGCGUUUUUAUCAGCUCUUGGUUUUCAUCCCCUCGGACAUCUUUGUGUUUUAAAAAAGCACUUGAAAGAAAUUCUCUGUUACUGUCUGAGAGGAAAAAAAGCAUUAAAAAAAGAACCAAAAACUCAGAAACACGACUUCUGCACAUGCCUUUAGCGAGCCGCCAUACAUCCAACGCACAAAUACGACAGAGCGACUAUUCAACAGAGGUGUAACUUUGAGUUUUAAAGCCAUAAAAGAGGAGAAAACUGUUUAUAGAUAAAUAAGAAAAAUAACGAUCAGUCCAAACUCUUUACCAGCUGACCGGGAUAUUCAAGAAACUUUCUAGUUUACUGAGCUGUAAAUUCAGGCUUUAGGUGAGAGACCUAAAUGAUAAUAAAAUCAGACCGGAUAAAUGUGUGUGUGUGUGUGUGUGUGUGUGUGUGUGUGUGUGUGUGUGUGUGUGUGUGUGUGUGUGAGGAAAUAUCCGACGGGUAUUUAAAACUGAUUGUAGGAGUUUCUCAUGUAUGUGAAGCCGAGUAUGAUGACGGGGAAACCAAAGACAGAGCAAUAGAGAUUGAAAGAGGAGGGAGGCGUUGGGGUGUUGGUUCGUCAGAUGACGACACUUUGUGAAAUGCUUGAACACUGAGAGCGACUCCUGUAUUUUGUGAAUUGUAAAUAAAUUUCGCUAAGGCAGCUACCUCGCAGAAGCAGGGUCUUCUCUUGGUGCUGGCUCUCAAAGCGCUGAGAGAAAGUCAAAA
Molecule: messenger RNA, 22762 nt
Organism: Xyrichtys novacula (pearly razorfish)
Lineage: Eukaryota; Metazoa; Chordata; Actinopteri; Labriformes; Labridae
Source: the annotation of a GenBank genome assembly